Zootoca vivipara (common lizard) is the source of this 1693-nucleotide messenger RNA. It is a transcript of the gene ASB12, whose product is annotated as ankyrin repeat and SOCS box containing 12. Gene Ontology annotation, biological process: protein ubiquitination; intracellular signal transduction; positive regulation of protein catabolic process. The record is from RefSeq and is a predicted model, not a curated record. NCBI's taxonomy places the organism in Eukaryota, Metazoa, Chordata, Lepidosauria, Squamata, Lacertidae. Gene Ontology annotation, molecular function: protein binding.
CCAUCCCCCUGGUCCCUUUCUCUUCUCUCGCUAUUCCGGCCCAGGGAGAAACCCGCGAUGUGGGGCAGCCCCCUGCCUUAGCUGGUCCCCAGCGACCUCACAGAGGCCCGGCGGCGACGUAGCCGGACUGGCCGGCGGCUCAUCAGGCACCGCUCCGUCGAGGCAGGGCAAAGCGACUCGCAACCCGCCCGGCCAGCAACCAGCUCCUCUCUAGCAUUGCACAGUUCAUGAUGAAAAUCAACCUCAAGAGACAAGCAAAGAUGAGCCUGGUGGACAUAACCAAGAUUUUCUCCAUGCUCCAGCCCAGUGAAGAUGAAGAAGGCGAUGAAGAAAGACAGGAGCUGAAUCUCGCCGUCUCCCAGGACAACUACAGACUUCUGGACGAACUGUUGCGCCAAGAGAGAUACAGGCGGUUCAUCAACAGCAGGAGCGGCUGGGGGGUGCCAGGGACCCCGCUUCGCCUGGCGGCUUCAAAGGGCCAUGUGAGGUGUGUUAAGGUCCUCCUGGCCCAUGGAGCCGAAGUGGACAGCCUGGACGUGAAGGCCCAGACACCACUCUUCACAGCUGUCAACAACGGCCACCUCAACUGCGUGAUCGCCCUCUUGGAGGCAGGGGCCUGUCCUUCUGGCAGCAUCCACAACAAUUGCACCCCACUGCUCACGGCAGCAAGGGAAGGGGACAUUGACAUCCUUCAAGAACUUUUAGAACAUGGGGCAGAGGCCAACGUCAAAGCCAGAGUCCCAGAGUGGGCGGCCAACUCUGUUGCCUGCUCGGGCCCUUUGUACCUGUCCGCUGUCUAUGGGCACUUGGAGUGUUUCAAGAUGCUGCUACUCCAUGGUGCAGAUCCCAACUAUAACUGCACUGAUGAGAAGAUGAUCACCCGCAUUAAGCACCCAAAGAGUCUGCUGGAAAUCUGCUUGAGGCACGGAUGUGGAGCAGAAUUCGUCAAACUCCUGAUAGAUUUUGGAGCCAAUGUGUACCUACCGGGCAUUAUGCUCGAUAAGAUCUCAGUGAACUCUGAGAUGCUGGAUUUGUUGGCCAGAGAAAGAGCUGUCCCCAAAUCCUUGAUGUCGCAAUGCAGACUAGCAAUCAGGAAGUUCCUAAAACUGGCCAACCGUCCCUUUGCUGUGGAUCAACUGGAUAUCCCACUGUCGCUGCUGAACUACCUCAAACACCGGUCGUAACUGAAGAUCAAAGUUGGAACUGCCCAGGGUUACCAAGUAUUGUAACUGAUUAAGGAUAAAGCAAAAAAAGAACAUUCUAAGAAUAGAAAGAAGCGUGAUUUGGUGGCAUUGCUUAGAUUUAUUGUGUGUGCGUGUAAGUAUUGCCUAUGCUGCAUUAUGCAAGAACACUGUUUAUUUUUCUUUAAGCAGAAGUUGAUCAAGUGGAAUGAAAACUGAAAACCUCACCAUAUUCUGUAGAUAUAUUCUAGAUUAAACAACCUAUUUUGUUAUUAUUUUUAAAAGUACCUGGCCGAGGUGUUCUCGACCAGUCUUCCCCAAUCUGGUGCCCUUCAGCAGGGCGUCUUAAGCCCAUCCAGCGCCCCCCUCCAGAGCCUCUCCAAGGGCCCGGGAGUGCCAAGCGGACUGCGGCAGCAGCGGUAGGCCACCUCUGAGGACUCCGCGCUGUGCCUCCUUCUCGUUUCCCCAGCGCUCGGUUCCGCUUAGUGGAGCUUCGCCACCAGCGCAUGCAC